UUGAAAAUAACUAAUGUCGGUCGACAAAAGUAGAGAAGAGACGACGAGAAAGUAAAGUCACUUAAGUUAAUCCGCAAACGUUGGAAGGAGAGUGUAGAUGUGAUUUUACUGAGGUUAUGCCAACCCGCCUUAGUUACGACCUGAUAUCUGACGAUGGAAAUGCAGGCCAAAACUUAUAUCAGAGUGGCAGUCUAUGCAGCGAUUUUCAUCGUGGGAUUUUUGGGUAACUUGCUUACUAUUAUUGUUAUUAUUCGUCGGAGACAGAACAUGUCCGCAUAUCAGAUAUUAGUCCUGAACUUGGCGAUAUCAGACUUUCUUUUCCUUGCCUCCCUUCUACCUUUGACAACCUACGAAUUGUUUGGGGUUAUCGCAAAGUCCGAGAUUUACUGCCGAUUUCUUUGGCCAAUGUACACAAUCUUCUACCUCCUGAGUAUAUUUACUAUCACCUCCAUGGCGCUUCAACGUUGUCGUUCGAUUGUCUUCCCUCACCGGCCGAAACUGAGGCAACAAAAGGCGUUUGUUUGGGUGGCCGCCAUUUGGUUUGCAGCGUUCAUUAUCAUCUUACCCCUUGCUAUCGUGACAACGUCUGUCCCACCUGGUAAAUGCCACGAAAACUGGCCGAGCUCUCGUCACAGACAGGCAUACACCUUAGCACUUUUCCUCUUACAGUAUUUAAUACCCUUAGUGAUCAUUACCAUCGUGUAUGCUAGAAUCGCACUUUCCCUACUUCAUUUUGGUGACUUCAGGCGCAACGAUAGUUUUGCAACCGAGGAACAGCGCGCGGCGGAGGCAAGAAGGAUAAAGAGAAGAAAUCAGGCCAUCAGGACAUUAGCAGCCGUUGUCAUUUUGUUCGCCAUUUGCCUUUUUCCUGGGCAAAUAGCCUGGCUGUUGUUUGACUUUGGAAACGGUGGAAAAAGUCAGGAAAAGGCUAUCGAUACUCUUCUUAAUUUCUCAGACGUGCUGGAUAAUUUCCACGCCUGCGUCAAUCCCAUUAUUUAUUGCCUGUUAAGCACGCGGUAUCGCAAGGAAUAUUUCAGAUGUUUGCUUUAUUUAUUUCGUAAAAGUGGGGGAAAUUAGCUGGACAUUAGACCUAGGGGAAGGUUUAAACCAAGUCUAAUCGUAUAAAUAAACAAGGAAAAAUUUAAAUAAAAGGUGAAAAAGCGAGAUAAA
Pocillopora verrucosa is the source of this 1170-nucleotide messenger RNA. Its product is annotated as neuropeptide FF receptor 1-like. The record is from RefSeq and is a predicted model, not a curated record. Gene Ontology annotation, cellular component: plasma membrane. Gene Ontology annotation, biological process: G protein-coupled receptor signaling pathway; cellular response to hormone stimulus. NCBI's taxonomy places the organism in Eukaryota, Metazoa, Cnidaria, Anthozoa, Scleractinia, Pocilloporidae. Gene Ontology annotation, molecular function: peptide binding; G protein-coupled receptor activity.